UUUAUUCUUUGUUUUGUCUUUAUUUUUUGAAAGUCAAAGUUCUGAUGUAAGCAGUAUAGGAGUCGAUUGUUGUGUUUCGUGUAGUUAGGCGCACUGUCGAGUGCCGCUUCUGUCUAUGAUUAAAGAGCACGAAACGAACCAAGUAGUAAUGACUAUUAUUAAAUAAACAUGCGUCAAUGUUUGGAGUGCGUCCACGGUUUAAUUAUUAGUGUUUAUAAAUAAAUGCCGUGUGUUGCAUCGUAACAUACUUUAAUUUAUUUGUUAAACUAGGGUAACUAAUAUGGAAAAAGAUGAAGUCAUUUGUAUCUCAUCCGAUGAUGAUGAAGAGACAGCAAAGAAUGAGAGCAAUGGAAAAGGAGCAUCCAAACAGACGGAAAACCUGGAAGAUUCUCAGAUGAAAGUGGAAGUUGAAGGAAACAACAAUGAAAAGGUAGCAACCUGCGGAAUAAAACGGAGCGUGUCUGAUAUGAACGACAGCCCCGAUGCGGAUUUCCAAAAGACUGCGAAAGUAUUCGUAUGCGAACGAGAUUACAAAGCCCGAUCGCCUACAGCAGGACAGAGCUCCGACGAGCACACAAAUGUGCAAGAGAACGGAGCAGAAAGUCAGAUACCAAAACCAAAACUGAUCGUAAAAGAGAAGAAAGUAUGCCCUCCUGUGGCGCAAGACAUAUUUCCUAUGUUCCUUAGCUUAUGUUUGCACAAAGAUCGUUCAGACGAGAUGAAAGUAAUUACUAAUAGGCUAAAGAGACGUUACGAACAGCUAGAUCCUGCUUACGCCAAUUCCGAAGCUUUUCUUACGUUCUUGAACGAAAAAAGAAACGAUAUCAUGAACAAAACUCAAUUGUAUGUACAUAUUAUAGAAGUAAUGAACGUCAUGAAAAGUAAUCGUAAAAAUACGUCCUCUCCGUUAUUAAAUGGCAGCGAUCAAAAUGCUGGCUGUUCGAAUUCGGAUGCUGUGAAUAAUAACGAAGACGAAACGGAGCAGGACGAAUACGCUUCUUCGCCGAAGAGAAAAUCGAUUAAAAAAUUGUUAAAGGCGAUGAAACAGUGCGAGAAGGGUAUAAAGAAACUGGAAGAAUCAGAAAUCAAUUUCGAUGAAGAAAACAAUAGUAGUUAUAUGAAAUUAGAGAGGUACAGGUAUAGAAUGGUGGAACUCUACAACAAACUUUGCGAAUACACUGGAGAAAAUGCUGACGCAGGAAGACAAUACCUACGGCCCAAGCAUCUCAGCACGACUGGAAUCGUUGCUGUCGAUCACGCAAUCACGAGUUUCAUCAACUCCAAAAUAUCUAAGAGGAACAAACUCAAGAAAGUUGGUGCUUUCGCAGACGCACUGAUUUUUCCAGACUACAGUGACAUUUUACAGUGCGUUGCGACGUGUAACGAGUCGCGGCAAUUAGGACUGGAUAACAAGAAACAGCAACAACUAGCGAAGAAGGCGUUUACAGAAUUGGGAGAGUAUCUCCAACGCUCUCGACGCAACGACUACUGGGACACGUUUUCUCUGUUCUUGGAAAACUCGGGAGACGAUGAUCCUGCGUUGAAGGAUCCCGAGUUGGCUCAAAAAUUAAUGCAGAACAAGAAAGAGGGCGAAAAAAGAUUAACGAAUGUGUUUCAGGAGUACGUGAAGAAACAGGAAGAGAUGAAGGAUGAUGCAACUGACACUAAAACGUCGUCAGAAAAUGAGGAAGACGUAGAGAAUAGUAGCGAUAGCGAUGAAGAAGAUACUGACAACGAAAAUAUGAAAGAUGAUGUCAGUUCAAGGUUAAAUAAGGAUAAAUCUAUCGCAGAUGAAGAUGAAACGAGUCUAGACAAUGCUAAAGUAACUGCUAAACGUAACACAGAGACAGCCGAUAAAAGCAGUAAAAGUAUAGACAGAGCUGAUUUUGACAUUAUGGAUGUAGACGAUGCCAGCGAUAAAUUGAAGGAUGUCAAUGGUGACAGUUCGAAAGCAACAAACAGCGUAGCAAACAUUCCUAAAUGUGUAAGGAAUUCCGAAUCACAAGCAGCGAGUAAAGACGAUACCACUAAGCCUUUACCUAAUUUAACGUUAUCUACUAAUGUGGAUAAUGAAAUUCUUAUCCACAAGACAAAAGAAGACGAGGCUAAUAUCAUAAGAGAAGAAGAGUCAACGGAUAACGUACGAUUAGAAGAAGAGAAGCCACUGUUGCGGGUACGGUCUUUCGCUAAGCCUCCUACAACAUGGGCGGACGUGCACGAGAAAGCAGACAAGUCAACGAUAGGCCACGGUACGGUGAUCAACAACGGGAUCGUAGAUCUCACAGGGGAAACGCUGAAUCAAAAUUCGAACCUCGCUAAAUGUAAAACGAUUCAAAUAGGAUCGAAGGUACUGCCUCUCGUGAAAAGUAAGUUCAAGACGUUGGUCAUACCGGCAGGUAAAAGUAUAAUUAAGGUAAAAAACAUAACAAACAAUUACGUGAGACUGAAUUCGCAAGAUAUCGAUUUGAGUAAUGCAGCGAAAUUGCAGAAAGGUCAGGCUAUAUCAUUGCACAAAGUAGUCGAUAGAAACAGGGAUUCGACGAUCGUACAUCUUCAAUCUAAUAAUCAGCAGUCGAACGCCGGUAAUCAGGCGAAAAAUUUGCUAACGAAACAAAACGGUCCGAUCAUACGAAUCCCUCCGCCUGGCCAAACUAUAUUGUUGACCGCGAAGCAAAAGGAAAGCUUACAGUCUUUGACAGCGAAUUCGUCUAAAUCCAAGCCUACAUAACUUAACGAAAAGUCGACUGUCGUUCAUCUUGAUCAUUGUUACGCGAGCUCGUUUGGAAAUGAUAGAUGAUCGACCAUUGUUGCGCGAUAUUAAUUGUAAAUGAUGGACGGUCGAUCGUCUUUAGUAGAUAAACGGAUAAUUUUGUACACAUGAAUUGAAACUUAACAACACUGUACCAGUACGUUGAUAUGUUGUAUGUAAUAAAUUUUUCAUGACCCACUGAA
Hylaeus anthracinus is the source of this 2952-nucleotide messenger RNA. RefSeq names its product daxx-like protein (gene Daxx). Gene Ontology annotation, molecular function: histone binding. Lineage: Eukaryota; Metazoa; Arthropoda; Insecta; Hymenoptera; Colletidae. The record is from RefSeq and is a predicted model, not a curated record. The coding region runs from base 281 to 2728 and encodes 815 amino acids. The transcript has 4 exons.